AUCUGUGUUAAGCAAGCGUAAGGACAAACGGGAAUGAAGUUAAAGUGCUGGAAUUUGUUUAAGAAGAAAAGCAUUAUUCAAUAACAUUUUUGCUUUCAUUUUCAACAAAAUUUUCAAUUUCAAAUUUUCUUUGAAGUAGCUCAGUUUAUAUUUUCGUUUACUCGGAAAUCUUGUUUUGCAUUUGCAAGACAGGCACAACUAAUAUUUGGAGUGGUCUUGUUGCGUAAAAGUGACUUGCAGGCGUGAUGGAAGAUCUUACCAAAAACAUAAUCUUCACAAAUGCUAUAAAUGGGCAACCAGCUACAAUUCAGUACCAGACGGCAGAUGGCACGAUUCUUAAACAGCCUAAGAUUGAGGGUCAAAAAGCGGAGCAGCAGCCUACAUUUUAUUACACGACAAAUGGCAAUAAUGGAACUGUCAAUCUUGCACAGCUGGCCACCACGGAUGAGAACAAGACGUGUUACAUAGCCCAGCCUGUUGGCGGCUACAACUACGCCCUGGUCAAUGGGAUGCCACUCAAUCAGGGCGCAGCACUAGGCAUCGCCACGGUGGACGCUCAAGGACGCAUCCAGAUCGUUAAUCAGAACAAGCCAAUAGCAGCUAACACCAUAUCCAACAUCAGCUUCAAAUGUGAUGUCUGUUCGGAUAUGUUUCCCCACCUUGCCCUUCUCAACGCCCACAAGCGGAUGCAUACAGAGGGGGAACAGCAGCAACAACAACAGCACAACACCCAGCAAGUAGGCAGCGACUCGAUAGCCGUGGUAAGCGCCCAGGGUAUAGUGCAGGCACAGAACAUCAUUGGAAAUGGACAAAUGGGCCAGAUCCAGAUAGUGUCUUCCGACACGCUAGAGCCAGUGCAGCAAUCAGUGAUGCAACAGCAAGAAUCUAAGGCGAACAAAUGCAUAAUCUGCGGUAAUUCCGUCCAUCAGCAGUCCAAACGCAAAGGACCAAAGCAGGUGCGUUGUGAACCCUGCAUGCAGGCGGAACAAGCGGCACAACAACAGCUCUUUGUGGCACAGGACGGUCAAAUGGCGCAUCCCGUGCAGAUCAUAUCAACCACACCUCAGGCCCAAGCACAACUGCAGCAAAUUGUAGCUGCGCAGACAGGCGGUUCGACGCCCAAACGUGAACCAAGCAGUGGGUCUGGCCAUCACCCAGUAAAAAAGCGAAGUUCCCAACAGAUGGCAAAAUGUCAGAAGUGCAAUGGCUCUGGCGUUGUACUGGUCGGGCAGCACCACCACCCCGGACAUGCCGGAGCGGGUGGAUCAGUAAAGCAAUCUGUUACUGUCAAGACUGAGUGUUCGUCGUGCAGGAAUCCGUCGAAACCGUUUAGUUGCAAUAUAUGUGGUGGUCUUUUCUCACGUUACUCAAGUCUUUGGUCACACAAAAAACUGCACAGCGGCGAAAAGAACUAUAAGUGCAGCAUCUGCGGAUUGGCCUUUGCAAAAGCCGUUUACUUGAAAAACCAUGCUCGUAUUCACACAGGCGAAAAACCCUAUAAAUGUCAAACAUGUGGCAUGCAAUUCUCACAGUCGCCCCAUCUUAAGAACCAUGAACGCACGCAUAGCGGCGAACGACCCUACGUGUGCGGAGUGUGCGAUAAAGGAUUCGCGCGCCAUGCUACUCUUUGGAACCAUCGGCGCAUUCACACUGGCGAGAAGCCGUACAAGUGUGAAAUUUGCGGCUCAGCUUUUUCCCAAGCGGCGCACCUUAAGAAUCAUGCAAAGGUGCAUUCUGGUGAGAAGCCCUACAAAUGCGAGAUUUGCUCGGCAGCGUUUGCUGAUCGUUUCGCUCUUAAACGCCACCGCGGCAUACACCAAAAGUACGGCCAAACGGCGCCGCGGCAGACUAGUAGUGAUGGAAUGAUAGUGCACAAGCAGGAGAUUCCUGACAUGGAUGACGAAGCCCAACAGGAGGUGAUCAUUGGAGGGUUAUAGAUAAUACCAACAAAAAUUGGCUCGUCGGCGGAUCAGUAUCAUGCCCUUUACAACUGAUCCACGAAGGCUACUAUAUGGGCUGCCUCCCCCACCCAUACCAGCCUCGGAUCCAACAAAGAGGACAUUUUUUUCUCCACAGAACUAUUGAAGGGGUACACCAACGAUUCUCCAUCUUUUAGACUACAAACUAUGCAUCGCAUAUUUUUUUUUACUCCAGAUUUCUUAUAGACUCUAAAAUUGGGCGAAAUCCAAACACGCUUAAUUUAUUUUGUAAAUGUGAAAAAAACAUAAAUAAUUUUAGUACCUUUAAGUGUUAUGUUACAGACUAUUCCUUUAUACAAAUAGUAGGUUUAGUUAAAGAAUUAUUUAGAGUCGGUGCUGGCGAGAGGAAAGAAGCCGGUACUUAAGAAUCUUCACAGUAAGGUUUAUAAAAAAUAGAUGUAUAUAUAAGUACAUGUAACUUAAUUUUUAUAUAUGUAUAUGUACACUAUUCGGCAUAAGUAUUAAGACGAAAAAAAGUUAAAUAUACUCAUAAUUUGAACUUAUUU
Messenger RNA from Drosophila biarmipes, 2485 nucleotides. It is a transcript of the gene Clamp, whose product is annotated as zinc finger protein 93. Gene Ontology annotation, molecular function: DNA-binding transcription factor activity; RNA polymerase II cis-regulatory region sequence-specific DNA binding. The transcript is spliced from 7 exons. Gene Ontology annotation, biological process: regulation of transcription by RNA polymerase II. The record is from RefSeq and is a predicted model, not a curated record. Lineage: Eukaryota; Metazoa; Arthropoda; Insecta; Diptera; Drosophilidae. Bases 246 to 1937 code for a protein of 563 amino acids.